This is a messenger RNA of Theileria parva strain Muguga, 2371 nucleotides long. RefSeq lists its product as uncharacterized. NCBI's taxonomy places the organism in Eukaryota, Apicomplexa, Aconoidasida, Piroplasmida, Theileriidae. Bases 116 to 2371 code for a protein of 751 amino acids. The record is from RefSeq and is a predicted model, not a curated record. The transcript has 4 exons.
UAUUAUUGUAAUAUAUGCACAUAUACCCUUAUAAACUAUAUUUCUUCAGACUUAUUCCAUGAGAUGACUACAAUAUUUGUAUAUAAUAUUCCAAAAAUCGGAUAUUUUAUAAUUUAUGGUUAAUUUACUUCCUGUAGCCUCCAGGAUUCUUUCAGCUCCUACUCUGAAACGCCUCAGUAAUUUAUCGUGCCUUGAACUAAGGAAGGAAAUCCAGGAGGCUUCCAGGAAGAAUCUCAGAAUGAACGUUAUUUGGAACCAAUUUAUGUAUGAAGUAUGUGAAAGGACCACUAAAUAUACUGAUUCACCAGAUUUUAAAGAUAAAACUGCUGUUGAUAAGGUUGACAAAUUCACACCAACUGAUAUAUCACUAAUUUUCUCCUCAUUUUCUCUAGUGAGAAGAAAUAAUAAACAGUUUUACGACUUUCUAUUACAGUCAGUUCUUCGCGAUGUUGCCAACUACACAGUAAGGGAUAUAGCAGUUUUGUACAAUAGUCUUGUGAAGCUUACCACUUUUAACGAGUUUGUAUUUGAUAGUCUAAACAAAGUAUUGAUAGAGAAAUUGACAAACAAGAUCUCUGAGAAGGAUGUAUCACUUCUUUUAAAUAGCUUAUUGGAGCUUAGAAUUUGUAACCUGAAGGAGAUAUUUGUUAAAUGCUCUCUCAUUUUAUCAAGUAGAAUUAAGUACAUCGAAAACCCUCACACACUAACCCUUUUACUUUAUUCAUAUUCCCGAUUAAUAAUUCUAAAGGAUAGGGAUCAACCUAAUAGGGUAAAAAAAUUAAGCUCACCUUUGGAACCUAAAUUAACUCCCAUUAUCGCAAAUGAUUACGAACAAAUCAUACUAUCGGACGUUAUCAUAACCCUCUUGUCAAAAUGCUCUGAUGUGCUAUUGAAAAUGAACCCUACUGACUUGUUAUAUUUAUAUCGCUCUUAUCUAAACCUGCUAUUCAAUUCUGUAUGCACUGGUGACACUAGUGAGUUUAGUACAGAAGACAUUUUUUCAAACGAAGAUAAUGUAAAUGGCAGAAUAUAUAAUAACAUCCUAAAGUUUUAUAAGCUGAACAACCAAAUAUUACAAAAUAAGUUAUCAUUUCAAACACGUGAACUACUAAUCCUAUAUCACGUGUUACACACUACAACCAAACAGAUGAAUGAAGAAAGCAACCUUAUUAGUUUCGUAACUUAUGAAGAGAUGGAUAAUUUAAAGAACGUAAUUAAGGAGGAAUUAGUUUACAGAAUAAAACAAAUGUCAAUUAUUGACUCUAUUAACUUUAUUAAGCUUUUGGAUCGUUCAGAUGAUAGUCUUGAGUUAGUGUUUAGAAGAUUAUGUGACAAGUUGAGCAGAGAACACCAGUGGGAGACCUACACACUUUCACAAUUAUUAUCGGUUCUGGAAAAGAUAAAGGAGAGGAAUUGUGUAAGUGAGGAUGCAAGGAAUCUAGUGGCAGUUUUAAUUUCAAAAACACCAAGAAUAAUGAAACUAAGCGACCUUGCACUAAUCGCAGCGGUAUCAACUCUUUUCGGCAUUAAAUCAACAGCUUUGGAAAGAAGACUGUCAACAAUAGAGUGUAGAUGUGAAAAUCUAACUGAAAACCAGAUUUAUACCUUUUUUCACUCAUAUGUAUCAUUAGGAUUCCUACAGUUUAUAGAUCCCAUACUUGAACACCUGUAUCAAGUUAAGGAUGAAAAUGACUCAGCGGAUUUGCUUCUGGAUGUUUCAAUACUAAAAUUCUUAUCGCUAAAGAAUAUAGAUGAAGGUAUUAUAGAACAUUUAAAAAACAAUGCGAAGAAUAUUGAUCUGUCGUACAUAAACAUGUUAUUAACUGGUUCACCCUCUGAAAAUAUCGAUAUAUUUGGAACACAUGAGUUAAAUUAUGUAAAUAACCUUAAGAGAAUUAGUUUUAAGGAUGUAUAUAAGGAAUUUUCAAGUGAUUUUGAGGAGUUUCUGGCAAAACAUGACCCAAUUGUUAAACUAGGCAAAAAUACUUUAGUAAAUAAUUUAAAGUUGCCAAUAUCGGUUGAAAUUAAUAAUAGGCGCAUGGCAAUAGUGUUACUAUUCGACGACUUUUAUAAAACAAGUAAAAAAAUGUUAAAACUACACAAAUACGCACAACUUAGGAUGUUGAAGCAUUUGGGAGUAGGCUACGUGUGCUUUGAUUUAAUUCACUAUUACACAAAUGAAAAUAAACCGAAUUUAUUGGCUAAUUUGCUAAAAAAUUUAUAUAAUGAAGCCACUAGUGUGGAAAAGGUAAAGGAGCACUCUCAGCCAGAUUCCAUGGAUAAAGUUGGUGUAAACGUUAUAAUAAAGAGGGAAAAUUUAAAGAAAUUGGAUAAUUUCAGCAGAUUUAAAUUAAUGGUAGCAAAUUGUUAA